AAAUUGAAGCAGGAUAGGGUGACCACCAGUGCUCCUGCUCUGCGCUCGGGACGCGGAGCUGCGGCGGCGGCGCUGGCCUGAGGGGCGAGGGAGAGCAGCGCCUGCUGGGCCUCAGGCCCGAUGAGCAGCGACCUUCCCGCUCCGCCAGCAGCGAGCCCCCUCAGGCCUUCCCGGGCAUCCUCCCCGGGCCCUGCUGCCCUCAGCGAGCCCACCCGCUUCGCCUGCCCCACUGCGCCGGAGAGAUUCGCCUUCCUUUCCCUCAGGUUUUGACCAACUUUGGUUUUCGUGACAAUGGAAUUUUUCCUCCCCACGAUGGCAAGAAAGAACCUCUUCCUCAGCCUCCUGCUCUGCUACAGCCUGUUCAGAGCUGCUGAUUCCCACUUGGUCAUUGAGGAGAAGACAGAAUGCAACCUGUCCAGAAGGAGCAAAAUGGACCUCUCAGAUCUUCCACCCAUCUCCAUAGUAGAUUUAACUAGAAAAUCCCAGAAAGUCAGCAGGAAAGAGGCAGAGAACAAGAAAUCUUCCAAGAAAAAUGCUAAACGCAAGGUAUCUCCAAAGCCAAGGCCCCCACCUGCUGCUAACUGUGUACCAACCUUCAAAACCUGCAAGCCACACUUGAAUUCCUGCUGUCACUACUGCGCUUUGUGCAAAUGCCGAAUUUUCCAGACGAUCUGCCAGUGCCUGAUGUUAAACCCCAAGUGCUAAGCCAAGUCAGAAACACAACAAGCCUUCUGUCUUUCAUUAGCUUCUCAAGUGGAUAUUUCAAAUUGCCCCGUGUGUAUAGUAAUCAAAAUAGAGAGCUCUGAAGCUUGAAUUUUCCCCUCUUAAAAUUCAGUGGACAGUCUUUAAUAUGGGGUUAAAGCUAGAUGUUACUUCUGGGAGCAGAUAACCAGAGAGAUAGGCAUUGAUUAGGCAUUUUUAGCAAAAGAGCUGUAUUUUCUGAUGAAUUCUGGAUUCCUGUGGGUUUCGAGGGUUAUUUGAAGGGUCAUAUUAAUGCCAGUCUGCAGAAUUGUCUAACCAGCACCACCAAACCUGCCCCCAGGACACCCAAAUGGCCACUAAAACAGGACUGGUUGGGCCAGUGGGGGACUAGAGCUUGGCUUUGCCUGCAGGGGGAAAAAAUACUUCAGCACAGCCAAAGUAUCAGGCUGAAAAUGCAGGGUUUGGGGUUAAGUCCAUUUUCACAUGUCCAACAAAAAUCAGGACAAGAAUAACAAUAACAAGGUUAUUCCACCUGAAAAGAGGGACCCAAGGCUAUAAGCACAUUUUUUAGUCAUUCUCAGCUAAGCAUCCACCUUCAGGGGUUUUGGUCAUUCUGCCACCAGGCAGUACCUCCUGGGGGUAUGGCAUGCUUAUAUUCUUGAAAUCUAAAUGUAUCUGUGCCUUGGAAUAUAAAGAUUAGAUUUUUUUUUU
Molecule: messenger RNA, 1413 nt
Organism: Cyanistes caeruleus (blue tit)
Lineage: Eukaryota; Metazoa; Chordata; Aves; Passeriformes; Paridae
Gene: ASIP
Product: agouti signaling protein
Biological process (GO): hormone-mediated signaling pathway; melanosome organization
Cellular component (GO): extracellular region
Molecular function (GO): neuropeptide hormone activity; melanocortin receptor binding
Source: RefSeq, a predicted model, not a curated record